Messenger RNA from Leguminivora glycinivorella, 1029 nucleotides. RefSeq names its product potassium channel subfamily K member 18-like. Gene Ontology annotation, molecular function: potassium ion leak channel activity. The coding region runs from base 49 to 687 and encodes 212 amino acids. The record is from RefSeq and is a predicted model, not a curated record. Gene Ontology annotation, biological process: potassium ion transmembrane transport; stabilization of membrane potential. NCBI's taxonomy places the organism in Eukaryota, Metazoa, Arthropoda, Insecta, Lepidoptera, Tortricidae. Gene Ontology annotation, cellular component: membrane. The transcript has 2 exons.
CACACAUCAUCAGCACUACAAACCCAAACGUUAGACCGCAAACGGACAAUGGGCAACACCAAGUGCCUGGCCACAGUCCACGGGCACAGUCCGAGUAGAGGCCGAGGUCGGACCAUCCAGCGGCCGAGAGGGGCCGUCAUAGAACAGCUGAUAGCUGAGGAGUGCGGGGAGCUGAUGAACAGAAGUCAGGAGGAGCUGGAGGAUUCAGAAGAUCCUGAUGAAUCAAUAUGCCCCCACGACACCCCAUCACGAGUGCCUUUGAUCUGGAAGGACGACAAAUCCAAAAGCUGCGCCGUCCCAAGCAGCACCGCCAGUGUCCAGCACAUGAGCCACGGCAUAGAGCACUGCCACGUCCCCGUCAGCAUCGUGCUCUUCCUCCUUCUAGCCUACAUCUGUGUCGGCGCCGCCAUCUUCUCCGCCUGGGAAAACUGGAGCUUCCUCGACGCAGCUUACUUCUGCUUCAUAGCUCUAGCCACCAUCGGCUUUGGAGACUUCGUCCCAACAAGCUUCCUAACAGCCAAGCACACGACAGAAAAUUCAAAAAGCGAAUACAUACAGAUGAUAGCCUGCUGUGCGUAUCUAGUUUUUGGACUCAUACUUAUAGCCAUGUCUUUUAGUCUACUGCAAGAUGAAGUUGUAGCUCGAUGUUCGCAAAUAGCAAAUAGUUUAGGUUUGUCGAGACAAUGACAGUACGAGAAGAGCGAUUGUAGCUCUACAGAUAACAUCUUAGAAUGUUAUGAUCGUUCAUGUAAAGAGGAAUUAAUUUAGGGUCCAAAUUAUAUUUACUUUCUGUAUUGGAUCCGUUUUCUGUACUCUUAUCAUUGAAACAUUGUAUGUGUAUCUAAAUUACAAUGAAAGGUAAAAUAUUUUUCUCAUCUCUGUCUACAUGUAACGCUGAAAUUAUUUAAAAUUCGAAACUUUUUACGGAAUUUGUACUCAAAAAAAGUAAAAAUGGUGUUGGUGGUGUAAAUAAUGUAAAAACUAUUUAUAAAAGCAAGGCUGAAAUUGUAAUGAAACAAUAAAAUUGUG